Molecule: messenger RNA, 1108 nt
Organism: Eupeodes corollae
Lineage: Eukaryota; Metazoa; Arthropoda; Insecta; Diptera; Syrphidae
Product: probable serine hydrolase
Exons: 2
Coding region: 71-1081 (336 amino acids)
Source: RefSeq, a predicted model, not a curated record
AAAGUUUCCCUUAAGUUUUAGUUUUCAUAAGCUUAGCGUGUUUAACGCAUGCCAUUAUUGCCUAUCAGAAAUGAGACUCACAUCAUGUGUUCCGCUAUUUUUCAAGAGAUCUCUUCAAGUUCAAGAGCAGUUUAUUCGUAAAAAUAUAAAAAGUUAUUCAACUUCAACUAAUUUUAAAACGAGAGAGUUUGAAGAAAUAAAAAUUAGUGUCCCUUGGGGUCACAUCGCAGGAAAAUGGUAUGGUCCAAAGGAUAAACGACCAAUCGUUGGCGUCCAUGGCUGGCAAGACAAUGCCGGUACUUACGAUACCUUGGCACCUCUCUUACCACACAACAUCGGCUUCUUGGCCAUUGACUUACCCGGUCAUGGAUUAUCAUCAUGGAUCCCAGCUGGUUGCAGCUACCAUUCCAUGGAUUACAUAAAGACUCUAUUUUUUCUGAUGCACAAAUUCAAAUGGGACAAGAUAUCGAUGAUAUGUCAUUCGAUGAGCUCAAUCAAUGGAUUCAUAUUUACAUCUUUGUUUCCCGAUAAAUGUGACAUGUUUGUGGCAUUGGAUGUCCUGAAGCCAAUUUUAAGGAAUAAAGAAAACACAAUCACUGCAAUAACUGAGCAAUUUGAAGGACAUAACAAACAAAUGAAAAUCAAUCUCGGCGAUACAAAACCUCCAUGUUAUGAGUUAGAUGAGUUGGUUGAAAGACUACACAAAGGAACUGGACAAUCAAUUUCAAAGGAAUGCUGUAAAUUUAUUUUGCAACGAAAUUCUUUACCUUCGAAAGAUGAGCCAAAUAAGUUUUACUUUAGCCGUGAUGGUCGAUUAAAGUCAAUGAUGUUUUAUGUAUUCCCGCAUGAUGUUGUUGUAGAAAUGGCACAGCGAAUUAAGUGUCCACAUUUGUUUAUUAAAGCUAAGAAUGGUCCAAAAUUUGGUAUGAAAGAAGACUAUGAAGAAGUUCUUAAUAUUCUGAAACAAAAUCCUGCAUUUGAGAAACAUGAUGUCAUGGGAACGCAUCAUGUCCAUUUAAACGAACCACAAAAAAUAGCUAAUAUUGUAAAUCCAUUUAUAAACAAAUAUAGACCAGAAUAAAGAAAUAGUAUAUGCAGAAACAAAAAA